CGUGUGGAGGAAGUUUAUCUCGAGUGUAGAGAUUUUUAAGCGCCAGCAUCUUCCAGCCCCCACGUUCUCCCCCUCCUCACCGGACUGAUCGAUCUCCCUUCCUCCCACCAGAGUUCUCAAUUCGGCUGCGUCUACCCUCCUAGGUCUUCUGGGAGAAGGAGCACGGCCGAGCAUCUCUGUCUGGGACCCUGAGAUGGAGGUGGUUGACACUGUCUCCUUUUUCUGGGCUUUAUCUUUCUGUGUCCCUUUCUGGAUUAUCGCUUUUCUCUGCAUCCGAUGUCGGGAAGGGGCACCCACACGGAUCCCCGCUGCCUUUGAUGAUUACAUCGAGACCAAUACGUUCAGACCCGGUGGACAGGCCCCCAACAACUCCAGCUUCACUGUCAUCCGUCAACCCCAAUAUCAGACUUCGGUGAUCCCAAAUUUGUUAAUGACCCCACAGCCAAACAGUCGGAGAAGCUCACUCCUUGAUAUGAAGGAAUCAGACUCAGAGUUGGACCCCAAUUAUGAAAACACAGUACUUAAAGGUAGCAGUGAUGAGGAGGAGCCCAAGAAUGACACCAAUUAUAUAGAAGUUAUUCCUGAUAGUGUUCCUUCGUCGAAGAUGUCUCCUCAAAGCUCCCGAAGGUCCCGAGAUAAUCGGACUAGCAGUGGCACCAUUGGCGAGGACUAUGAAAACCUCAAGGACGACGGCCAAGAUGGCAGUUCUAACUACGUCAAUGUUGAGCCUCUGGAUGAAGACGUUAACAGGCAGAGUGCGGAGGAUGACGAGGACGAAGAUGAGAUAUCGGACUAUGUCAACUCCUCCAAAUGUGUCCUGCGGCAGUGAAUGAGACGGACAACGCCAGUGUCAGAGAGACGAGGAGGAUGACGAUCAUUUUAUUUCCAGUGGAGAAUUGUGCACUCAAAUUGCCAGGCCUCUCCGCAAUCCCGAAUUCCUUGACGCUGUUGAUCAAUGGGUCGAGUUUGUGACCUCCGUUGUGUUUGGCUCAGGAUGCAGGUCUCCAAACUGACACCUCAACCUUCCUCCUACCCACCUGUAUCCUAAAAGGGGUUCUACCCCUGCUGAUCCAGUGAGGCUGCUAAAUGCACCCCCUCUGUCCCCCCGAGAGGGGCAGGGGUGGUCUGUGGUCUCGCCGAGAUCUCGGGAGCCCACGGCUGAAUCAGAACUUGUGCUUGGCCUUUCUGCCUUCCUCUUCUCCUGCUACCCACCCCAUCAUCCACCUCUCUCUGCCAGGUGAGGCUCUCCUCCCUGCUUCUUGUCUCCAUAAGCCCCUCCCUCCCCUACACCCCUCCCUGUUUCAAUCACCCUGUGACUCCCUACAUUCCUCCCCCUCUCCGUGACCCUCUGACUCCCCUACACCCCUCCCCAUUUCAGUGGCCCUCUCCCACACCUACAUCCCCCCCGCAUCUAUGAGCUCCUCUCUACCCUACACCCCUGCCUGUCUUUGUGACCCCCUCCCUCUCCAACAACCGCCUCCCUCCCCCUGCACCCUCCACCUCUCUCUCCUCCGCUACAAAACGUCUGCCGCCAAACUUCCGUGAAACGGUUAUUCAGUUCUGUCAAUGAAUCCGUGAAGUUUUUUCCCUGGAGAGAAAUAUCCCAAAGGUGUUGGCAGAAAUCUAGAAAUGACAGCAUGGUUGACGAUAUCCUGAGAUUAAUUAUUUUUAUUGUGUGUGUUGGAUUGUUUACUGUGAUGUACGGUAUUAGCUUCCUGCUCUUCCUUCAGAACUUGGUCUCCGGGGAAAGGUCUGCGAGGGUAGCGAGGGCGGGACACAGGAGCAGAGGGGCUGGGAAUGACGCAGAAGGAGAUUCUGACCUGAGGGAGUGGUACAUCGAUGUCCCUCUUGUGUCCACCUCCCUGUCUGUCUCUCUCUAUCUCUCCCUCCAUCUGUCCUUCUCUUUCCCUGCCUCCUCUGUUCCUCCCUAUCUCUGCACCUCUCUUUCUCUCUCGCUGCUCUCCCCCUCUGUCUCCCCCCCAGAACUCCUUGGUCUCUGCCCCUCUUCUCCCUCUCUCUGCCCCUCUUUCCCACCCUCCUUGUCUGCCCCACACUCUGUUUCUCCACUCUUUCCCCCUCCCUCCCUCCACAUCCUCGGACCCAGGGGGUUUAGACGUGUUUCUGUGACCCAUGCGUCCCUUGCUCUCAGCCUCCCAACUCUGCACACCGUCCCACCUGUCUUGGGAGCAGGUGGCAGCAGGCCCUCCAUUCUGCCUCCUGUCAUCAGUCCUCCAGUCCACACUUCCCCUCCUUCGUUCUGACUCCUCCUGCUCAUCCCUGCUGGGGCCCAGCGACCUCUAUCUCAACGGGGUCCCGGGGUUUUAGCCAGAGCCCAGGCCUCAACCUGACCUUUCAGCCCCAAUUCCUCAGCCCAACCUAUGAUCUCUGAUUGGGCCCCGGACUCUCUCUGCCUCCAGUCUGGGUGCAGAUUUAGCUCAGGCCUCAGUGCCUCUUGACUCAGGAUUCCAACCUGAGCUCCAGGCCCCGGGAUCCAACUUGAUGUCCUUAGCUUCAGCCUGACCUUUAGGCCCCAGGGCCUCAGCCCGACCUACUGGGAUCCCCCAGGCCUCUGUCUCCUUAUUGUGGCCCAGUAACUCUGCCCAAGCCACAGGUGCCGGCCUUAAUACCAUGGCUCCCCUAGGCCUGCUCAUUUGUCCCAUUGUUCCUUCUUCCUGUCGCCCCAGGACUUCUGCCCCAGCAUCAGGCCCUCUCUGCCCCCUCACUGAAUGGGGAUCCAGCCCUUUCGGAGGGCUGGGCUUCUUUUCAUUCUCCCCACCUCUCAAAACUUCUGAGCAAGGAGCAGGGAGACCCAGACGGAAGAAAAGUGUUUAUGUGUGUGUGUGUGUGUGUGUGUGUGUGUGUGUGUGUGUGUUUGUAUCUGUGGGGGUGGGGAGGGGAAGAAAUGAAGCAAAACUGUAACUAUUGCAUGAAUUUUCCCUCUGUA
Messenger RNA from Mobula hypostoma (lesser devil ray), 2944 nucleotides. RefSeq lists its product as uncharacterized. The record is from RefSeq and is a predicted model, not a curated record. Bases 194 to 829 code for a protein of 211 amino acids. Lineage: Eukaryota; Metazoa; Chordata; Chondrichthyes; Myliobatiformes; Myliobatidae. The transcript has 13 exons.